Molecule: messenger RNA, 2787 nt
Organism: Hemiscyllium ocellatum (epaulette shark)
Lineage: Eukaryota; Metazoa; Chordata; Chondrichthyes; Orectolobiformes; Hemiscylliidae
Product: rab GTPase-activating protein 1-like
Exons: 8
Coding region: 851-1774 (307 amino acids)
Source: RefSeq, a predicted model, not a curated record
GCAGGGGGGCUCGCGCUCUCAAGGGACUGCAAAAUACCAUUCAGUUGAUUCAAGCCUGGAAUCUCUUGAGACACCUGCGGAGGGAAUGAUCUGAACCAGGAAAUAGUUAAGGCAGUUUUGAGGUGGCCCACUGCCACAAUUUCUUUGUGGUUGUGCUGCUGUUUUCUUUUCGUGUGUGUGUGUGUACACGAAGAGCCUCAGAUAAUCGAUGUGUGAGAGUGAGCGUGAACACGUGCUCUCUGAAACUCAGCCUCCGCGGCUUCUGCAUUCACUCUGUCCAGAGGCACAGGAUGUCGUUUAUGACGGUUUAAACUGCUCGCCAAGCCCACCCCCUCAAAGGAACGUGCGCUCGGAGCAGCCAGUGCUAACCGGCCACCGAGCUCUUCAAUCCCUGCUCUGAAUUCUGGCAGACGGCAGGCAGGAAGUGGUCAGCAGGCUGCAGUUGAGGAUCUCCCUCCCCUCCAAGGGAUGAGACAGUGUUUAAUCCGCGUCUACCCCCGUCUCUUGAACUGUUUAUCUCCUGAAUUUGGAAGCGCCGCUUCAGAAUUGGGGUUCAGCACAGAUGUGGAAAGAGUGAGCACACACUUAAUUAAAACUCCGACCAUUCAACACUCUCUCGGGUUUCUGUCAAUGGGAGCUACUAUGCCGUCAAUUGAUGGAGUCUGUGGUGCAUAACCCAUGUUUCGAGGAAAGAAGACUGAUCUUGAUCUGCUCCUUCACCACGACCCAUUUUAGUGCCCAGAGUGGAUGUAUUGCAGACUCUUCAGUCUCUUGACACUUUUCCCUCCACUUAGGUGGUAUUUAUUUAUUUAAUUUAUUAUUUUUUAAAAUUCGUUACUUUUCUGCCAAAAUGAUGGAAGAGGUUUCUAUGACGGUUGCGUACGAUGCUCACGUCUUCGGUCAAGUGGAUGAGGAGGACACUUUGGCCAAUAUGGUGGCAACCACAAAGCCCAAGUCAAUGGUGCCAACGAAAAAGCUGAAGAAAUAUGAAAAGGAGUAUCAAACCCUGAGAGAGCAGCAGGCACAUCAGGAAGACCCGAUUGACAGAUAUAAGCGGGAGAAUCGGAGGUUGCAGGAGGCCAGCUUGCGCCUGGAGCAGGAGAACGAUGACUUGGCUCAUGAGCUUGUGACCAGCAAGAUCGCCCUGAGGAGUGACCUGGAUCAGGUUGAAGACAAGGCUGAUGUCCUCAACAAGGAGCUCCUCCAAACCAAACAGAGGCUGGUGGAGACUGAAGAUGAGAAAAGGAGACAGGAGGAAGAGUCAGCGCAGAUUAAGGAGGUUUUUCGCAGGGAGCUAGAGAAAGCGGAAUGUGAAGUCAGCAGAACAAGUGCCAUCAUUUCAGAAUACAAACAGAUUUGUUCACAAUUGAGUACACGGUUGGAGAGACAGCAGGCGGCGAGUAAGGAGGAACUAGAACUCGUGAAGGGUAAAGUGCUGUCGUGUGACCGCUGCUGUGAGCUCUUCAGGAAGGACGGUGAGCUGCAGCUCCCUGAGCCUGGCCAGGAUCACGCGAAGCAGUAUGUCGAUGAAGAGAAGGAGAUUCUGAAGAAGCAGCUGCGGGAGAUGGAGCUGGAGCUAGCGCAGACCAAGCUGCAGCUGGUGGAGGCCAAGUGUAAAAUCCAGGAGCUGGAACACCAUCGGGGAGCUCUCCUCAAUGAGAUCCAAGCUGCCAAAAACUCCUGGCUCAGCAAGACCCUGACCUCGAUCAAAACCGCCACCGGCACUCAACCCCCUCAGCCUCCGCCUUCCCCUGCUCCGAAGGAAAGCACAUAGUGCCACACACCUCGUCCUCCCCCCUUCUCCCCCCUCCACCCCGUCUUCUCAGCCCCUGAUGGUGAGGGAACAGCAUCCUGAGGAUGACCACCUGAACUCAACAGCAAGUCCCCUCACCGCUGACACCAUCCUCGAGCUCAAGAAAUGGCCCUGCUCAGGGCCAGCUGUCCAACUCUUUGUACAUUCAAAUCCUUCCUCAUUCUGGGAUCCAAUCUGACGGAUUGAUGGUUUGUAUAUUGUUGAACAAGAAAUGUUGUAUUUUACUAUCAGUACCUUGUCGUUUUCAUUGACAGCAGUUAAUUGAGAGUCUCAUUGGUUUAAUGUGGUGAACAGGUCAGUUCUCCAGGCACUGUGAAAGAUAAGGGCCUGUGAGAAAUGCCAGUGUUUGCUGAUUUGUCACCUUGCGCAGGCGAACUGAGAAUCUUCUUCACUCUCUCCAGUCUCUCUUUGCUCUCCUUUCUUCUUUCACACUCUCCUGUGUGCUCCCUCUUUCUGAACUACUUGCUCUCCAGACCUUGCUUGCUUGCUUGCUUCUCUCUCUCACUGGACUGAGAGCUGCUCCUAUUCAUUGACUCUCAGAGAUCAUGAUGUUUUGCUCAGGUCAGUUCCCAUGAUGCACUCUGCUCAUCCUGCCUUACCCACUUAAUGUUCUGCUUGGAUCUUUAUGCAAUGGUCUGUCCACCAUUUUUCCCUUUUCAGUCUUUACAAACCAAUGUGCGUGGACGUGACAGAGGAAUAGCUAAAGGACUCGAUUUGCACAAUGUACAAAGAACAAAUGAUCUAUCUUGUUUCUUUAAUUUUCAAACAAGUUCAAUAUUAAAUGUAGUUAAAAUCUGGGGAAAUUUUAAGCUUAACUUGCAGCAGCCUGUUGUCCCAGUGAACAGGUUCCUUUUGUUGGUGUGUUUAUCUGUAAUACCCAGCUGCCCCCUGUUGUUCACCCUAGUGCAACCAUCUCUUGGGGGCAGCUUAUAUUUGUAACAAUUGUAUUUUCAACAAUAAACUAACUCACUGUU